This is a messenger RNA of Brettanomyces bruxellensis, 2241 nucleotides long. RefSeq lists its product as uncharacterized. Gene Ontology annotation, molecular function: protein kinase activity; ATP binding. Gene Ontology annotation, biological process: protein phosphorylation. Bases 1 to 2241 code for a protein of 746 amino acids. The transcript has a single exon. The record is from RefSeq and is a predicted model, not a curated record. Lineage: Eukaryota; Fungi; Ascomycota; Pichiomycetes; Pichiales; Pichiaceae.
AUGUUUUUGGAUGUUCACAAAAAGCCAAUGGUUGCUCACACGCCAACUGGAUAUGAUACCGGAGUUGUUUAUCAUGUUGAAAAUGCUAACGGAAGCAUGGAUUCAUGCUGUGAUUCCGUGUCGAAUGAUUCAAAAGUUACCUGUAAGGGAAUUUUGAGUGGUAGCAAUCCAAGUCUUGAUAAAAGAGAGAAUCGCAAUAGAUGCACUGGGAAGAAUUCACAUGGUAAGUUUAGCAAGUAUUAUACGGAACUCCCUGAACGGUACCAGAUCAUCCAAAAAAUUGGAGAGGGCGCGUUUUCGAAAGUCUUUAAAGUGCUAGAUACGGCUUGUGAUGCCUAUAUUGCAAUCAAGAUUAUGGAUAAAAAGGGCAUGGGAGCUUCGCAAAUAAAUUCCGCAAUGAAGGAGAUUGCAAUUAUGCGAAGACUUCGUCACAAGAAUAUUGUUCGAUUGUAUGGUUAUCAGAACACCCAGAAGUCACGGUAUUGUUUUCUUUAUAUGGAGUAUGUUGCUGGUGGUGAGAUUUUCAAUCAGAUUAUUAAGUAUACAUAUUUUAGUGAGGAUUUGGCGAGACACAUCAUAAGGCAGGUUGCAAAUGCAGUCAAGUAUCUGCACGAUAAUGGGGUGGUUCACAGAGAUAUCAAGCCAGAAAAUCUCUUAUUUAUGCCAGUAAAGUUGCUAAAAAGACCAAAAGAGCAACAAAUCAAGGCUCGUCGUAAGUCAGAUGAUAAUAAAAAAAUUGAUGAGGGCCGUUUUGUUCGAGGUUAUGGGUCGGCCGGAAUUGGUGUUGUAAAAGUGGCUGAUUUCGGGUUAUCGACUGUUUUGGUUGAUGACCAAACUAGAGCUCAAACUCCUUGUGGGACAGUUGGUUACACCAGUCCAGAGCAACAUUUAAGGCUCGGUUACACAAAGAAAGUUGAUCUCUGGGCUAUUGGAUGUGUUUUGUACACGCUCGUUGUUGGGUUUCCUCCAUUUUACUCUAACUCUGGAAAUUCAAAAGAUAUUAGUCGUAAAGUUUCUCGCGGUGAUUACAAAUUUUUGAGUCCCUGGUUUGAUGAAGUUAGUCAGGAAUGCAAAAACUUGAUUUCGAAUCUUCUUACGGUUGAUCCUGAAAAGCGUUAUUCUAUUGAGGAUCUUCUUAGGGAUCCAUGGUUAAAUAAAGGUUACGAAGAUGUUCUUAUGAAAAAGAAGUCAAUUGCGGCUGCAGAUGCUCCUGAUACUACUACAUUUGACAAGGAUUUGUACUCGAAAUUCACAAAUAACUUGGUGACCGAGAAUAAUGUCGAAGAUUAUUUUGGUGUCGCCGACCAGCAGCUUAUUUCUACACCAAGGGCUGAAGCUAUCCGAAUCGUGUUUGAUACUGGUACAACGAUUCAACGCUCGAAGCAAAGUGUAAAGGCUUCCAAAUGGCCAGAAGCCCGGGUGCAUACUCCAUUUAUACCACAUAAAGCCGAUAAUCCUACUGUGGAUACCCUCAGUGUUAUGCAGAUACACCUCGACAAGAAUUCUAGUUCAUCUUCUAUGGGUUCUUUUUCAUCUCUAGAUUCAAGUGACGCUGCCAAUGAUCAUAUGAGUAAUGUUAGGGAUGAUAAUCAUAAUGAUGCUUGUGAAAAGGAAGAAGAUGAUGUUGAUGAUGUUGAUGAUGUUGAUGAUGUUGAUGAUGUUGAUGAUGUUGAUGAUGUUGAUGAUGUUGAUGAUGUUGAUGAUGUUGAUGAAAGAAGUAUUGAAACCAAUGACAGCACUGCUUCUCUUACAUCACCAAACCGUACAGCAGCUCCGCCAGAAAUUAUGGUCAGGCAAUCUUCAUCAACCCGGGCUUCUUUCAAAUCGGAAUCCUCGUUUUCUUCCUCUUCUUCAUCUUCAUGUUGUUCUUGCUCUCCUGUUAGCUUUCCAGAGUCAGCACCGGAAGUACAGAUUGUUGGAGCAGAGAUUCGAGACGACGAAAAAGGAACGCGCAGACGAUCAUCAGUUUCCUUCAAGCUUCAACGAAGUAAGGCCCCAGUCACUGCAAAUUUGCGGAAUACCCUUUUAUGUGUUAAAUCUGCUAAGGAGUAUGAAAAAAGUCCAUAUCCGAAACAGAUAGAAGGGUCAAUUCAGGUGCCUCGUGUCACUAAAUUUACACGUAAGCCGACCCCGUAUGUUACGAAGGCCUCAGAGCCGGCUUUUGAUCUUAAGCUAGAGAAGUCCACCAUUUUAACAAGAAGAAGGCUUUCUAUGGGAUCAAUACCAUUGCAUGAAAAGUAG